AUGGCGGCGAAGAAAAAGCUUGGACAAGCUGGUCAAGCGGUGUCAGAAUGCGGGCAGGAGAUCGCUUGCGGAGAAGAGGCUGGUGAGCUCCUGGACGAUGUGAAUGACAACGAGUACGUGCAAGCGGCUAAGAGAAAAAUGGGUGAAGCUGGAGAAGGCAUGAGAGAAGCAGCCGAAAGAGCGAGAGCUAAAGCUGGAGAGUUCGGAGACAAAAUCGCCAAUGGUGAUUACAAGGAAAUGGCCGAAGAAAGGCUGGGCCAAGCUGGAGAAACGGUCAGAAAUGCUGGCAGGAGAAGCUCGAGAAGAGGGCCGAACGUACCUGGAGAGGUUGGAACUGAAAACGGUAUCCAUAGCGCUGUUCUCUUAAAGGUUAGAGAGAUCGGAAACAAAAUCACUGGAACGGAUUACCAAGAGAUGGCCGAAGAAAAGGUGGGCGAAGUUGGAGAAAAAGUCAAAAGAGCUGCGGGAGGAGCUCAAGAACAGGCUGGAGAGCUCCUUGACGACGUAAAUGAUAACGAGUGCGUGAAAACGGCAAAGAGAAAAAUGAGUGAUGCCCGAGAAGGGAUAGCAGAUACCGCAGAAGCGGCAAGAGCUAAAGCUGGAGAGAUCGGAGACAAAAUCGCCAACGCAGACUACAGGGGAAUGGCCAAAGAAAAGUUGGACCAAGCUGGAAACUCCAUAAGAAAUGCCGCAGAAGGAGCUCGAGACGAGGCUGGAGAGCUCCUGGAAGAAGCGGGUGGUUACAAGGAGAUGGCCGAAGAACGGCUGAGCGAUGCUGGAAACACUGUCAAGAAUGCUGCCGGAAGAGCUAAAGAAAAACUGAGCGAUGCUGGAGACACUGUCAAGAAUACUGCCGGAAGAGCUAAAGAAAAACUGAGCGAUGCUGGAGACACUGUCAAGAAUACUGCCGGAAGAGCUAAAG
Cooperia oncophora is the source of this 922-nucleotide messenger RNA. The record is from the annotation of a GenBank genome assembly. NCBI's taxonomy places the organism in Eukaryota, Metazoa, Nematoda, Chromadorea, Rhabditida, Trichostrongylidae.